Messenger RNA from Medicago truncatula (barrel medic), 1605 nucleotides. RefSeq names its product autophagy-related protein 18a. The transcript is spliced from 4 exons. NCBI's taxonomy places the organism in Eukaryota, Viridiplantae, Streptophyta, Magnoliopsida, Fabales, Fabaceae. Bases 91 to 1347 code for a protein of 418 amino acids. The record is from RefSeq and is a predicted model, not a curated record. Gene Ontology annotation, molecular function: protein binding.
CUAUAUCCUUCUUAACUGAACAACGCAGUGAUAGAAGUUUGCAUACUUAGCGGGAGAACAAAGCUUCGAAUCAAUCUCACUUCCACUUUAAUGGCCACUCUUCCUGCUUCUCCUUCACCCCCUUGGCAUACUAAUCCUAACCCUAAUAAUAAUAAUCCCAAUUCUAUUUCAAUUCCGAACCCUAAUUUCCAUCCUGAUCAAUCUCAAACCCUUGAUUUCGAUUCCCUUAUGUCUCCCCAACCUCAAUCCCCCUCCGCCACCACCACACCGCCGCUGCCUCCGUCGCUUCUUCAACUCUCCUUCAACCAAGACCACGCCUGCUUCGCCGCCGCCACAGACAACGGCUUCCGCAUCUACAACUGCGACCCAUUCCGCGAACUCUUCCGCCGCGAAUUUGGCGGUGGAGGAAUCGCUCACGUUGAGAUGCUUUUCCGCUGCAAUAUCUUAGCACUUGUUGGUGGCGGCUCCCACCCUCAGUAUCCUCCUAACAAAGUCAUGAUCUGGGAUGAUCAUCAAGGUACUUGCAUCGGUGAACUCUCCUUCCGUGCCGCUGUUCGUGGUGUUCGAUUGCGUCGUGAUCGGAUAAUUGUGGUUGUGGAACAGAAGAUAUUUGUUUAUAAUUUCGCUGAUCUGAAGCUGUUGCAUCAGAUUGAAACUAUUGCUAACCCUAAGGGUUUAUGUUCAGUUUCACAUGUUUCUGAAUCUCUUGUUCUUGCUUGUCCUGGUUUGCAUAAGGGUCAGAUUCGUGUGGAGCAUUUUGCACUGAAAAAAACUAAGUUUAUUUCUGCUCAUGAUUCCAGAAUCGCUUCGUUUGCUCUCACGCUUGAUGGACAGUUAAUCGCCACUGCCAGUGUCAAGGGUACGCUCAUUCGGAUUUAUGAUACUGAUAGCGGCACCCUACUUCAGGAAGUUAGAAGGGGUGCAAAUGCAGCAGAGAUAUAUAGUUUGGCGUUUUCCUCCACAGCUCAGUGGUUAGCAGUUUCAAGUGACAAGGGCACUGUUCAUGUCUUUAGCCUUAAGGUUAAUUCAAGCGGUGUUCCUGAGAAUGAAACAUCACAAGGUUCAUCAUCUAGUUCAGAUGCUGCCAUUGUCCCUUCUAGCUCAUCUCGCUCCUUCAUUAAAUUUAAAGGAGUGUUGCCCAAGUAUUUCAAUUCAGAGUGGUCAGUUGCUCGGUUUCACUUGCAUGAGGGUACUCAGUACACAGUUGCUUUUGGUGUACAAAAGAAUACAGUCAUAAUUCUUGGCAUGGAUGGAAGCUUCUAUAGAUGCCAAUUUGAUGCAGCGAAUGGAGGGGAAAUGACCCAGCUGGAACAUCACAACAUUUUAAUUCCAGAAACUGCUUUAUGAGAUGAAAUCCUGUAGCAUUUGACGCUUAUCUUUUAGUUAGGGUUAUUCUACAGGAAUAUUCACCGUGUAAUAAUAUCAGAAAUAGAUCGAGAGUGUAAUUAUUAAUAGAUGGGUGGUUGAAGUAACGCUGACACCGUUAUUGUUUACUCUGUGUCGACUAGUUGCUUCCAUUGUAAUUUUGUAAUUAUAUAAUUCACUAAAUUUUUAACUUAUAAAUAUUGAAAGCUGUUGCGAAGCAAGCAAACACUUUCCUAACAA